Colossoma macropomum (tambaqui) is the source of this 2558-nucleotide messenger RNA. It is a transcript of the gene melk, whose product is annotated as maternal embryonic leucine zipper kinase. Gene Ontology annotation, biological process: microtubule cytoskeleton organization; intracellular signal transduction; protein phosphorylation. The transcript has 18 exons. Gene Ontology annotation, molecular function: ATP binding; tau-protein kinase activity; protein serine/threonine kinase activity. NCBI's taxonomy places the organism in Eukaryota, Metazoa, Chordata, Actinopteri, Characiformes, Serrasalmidae. Gene Ontology annotation, cellular component: cytoplasm. The coding region runs from base 187 to 2205 and encodes 672 amino acids. The record is from RefSeq and is a predicted model, not a curated record.
UGACGCAUCAAGUGGGAAAUUCAAAAUCUGUCUGGUUUUAUUGUGGUUUGACUGCUGAUGGUGGUGUUGUCGAAGUGAAAACACCGUUACAGUUUUUCCACUUUAAAGACGGAGGAUAAGCAGUUUUAAACUCGACGCUGAGCCGGUUUUAGUCACGGAGACGGGCGGUGUGAGCUGUUUGUGAACAUGCCUGUGGACAACACCUCCGAGCUCCUCAAGUACUAUGAGGUUUAUGAGACCAUUGGGUCAGGUGGUUUUGCUAAAGUCAAACUAGGCAGACACAUUCUGACAGGAGAGAAAGUGGCCAUCAAGAUAAUGGAGAAGAAAGACCUUGGGGAUGACCUGCCUCGUGUGAAGACGGAGAUUGAAGCCAUGAAGAACCUCAGCCAUCAGCAUGUGUGUCGCCUUUACCAUGUCAUUGAGACGACCAGCAAGAUAUACAUGGUGCUUGAGUAUUGUCCUGGAGGAGAGCUGUUUGAUUAUAUUGUAGCCAAAGAUCGGCUAUCUGAGGAGGAGACUCGAGUGUUCUUCCGUCAGAUCGUUUCAGCUUUGGCCUACGUCCACAGCCAGGGAUACGCCCACCGUGACCUCAAGCCGGAAAACUUGCUGAUUGAUGAAGAUCACAACCUGAAGUUGAUUGAUUUUGGCCUCUGUGCCAAACCAAAGGGCGGUUUGGGUUAUGAGCUGAUGACCUGCUGUGGAAGCCCAGCCUACGCAGCUCCAGAACUCAUCCAGGGCAAGUCAUAUAUUGGUUCUGAGGCAGAUGUUUGGAGUAUGGGUGUGCUGCUGUUUGCUCUUCUGUGUGGCUACCUCCCAUUUGAUGAUGAUAACUGUAUGGUCCUCUACAGAAAAAUCACAAAAGGCCAUUAUGACAGCCCCCGCUGGCUGUCUCCUGGUAGCAUACUGCUCCUAAACCAAAUGAUGCAGGUGGAACCAAAGAGGCGUUUGACGGUGAGGCAGCUGCUGGCCCAUCCGUGGGUGAUGAAGGGCUACAGCAGCCCUGUGGAGUGGCACAGCACGCGCCCGUUGGGUCACAUAGAUGAAGACUGUAUCACUGAGAUGGCUGUGGCGUUCAAACAGUCCAAACAGAGAACCAUCCAGCUGGUGUCAGAGUGGAAGUAUGACCACACCACAGCUACGUAUCUGUUAUUGCUGGCUAAGAAGCAACGUGGCAGGCCAGUCCGGCUCAGAGUGGAGAUGCCAGCACAAGACCUUGCCUGCUCCCCUCUGCAAGAAAUGCAGUUGAAGAAGAGUCUGCAUUUUAAUGAGGAUGAUGACGAUGACUAUGAUAAUGAUGAUGGUGCGCACCGGGGCUCCAUGGUUUUCCCUGCUGAUUGCUAUGACGACGACAACGCAUGGAUCCCCCUAACGCCCAAAAACACGCAGACUGCACACACUCCACGCACAAAACCCCCCUGUCAGUCAUCUGAAAAGAGGCAGGGCGAGGUAGGCCAGUCCCCUGUCAUUGACCAAAGGAAGCCACGCCCACGGAACACAGAGAAACGUGAGCGCACCAGAGAGAAUAAAGAGAAUUUAGCGGCGCCCAGUCGAGACGGGAGCGGGUUUGCUCUGCCAGCUCCUGUAACUCCAGUGUCCAGCAGGAAAGGACGGCCAAACAAAACAGCUCAGUCUACACCCGUUAACAACAACGUCAUACAUACAGCUGAAACACAGAAAGAAUCGUCCCACAGGAGGGCAGCGGAGCAGCAGCAGAGUGGUCAGCAGGGAGGAGUGGAGAUCCUGGUCUUGAGUCCAGAGAGAAGGUCACGCUCUCUGGACAUGGCGGGUUGCCAGCUUGACAGCGGGCAGAAGCGUAAAGCAGGGAAAGUGUUUGGCAGUCUGGAGAGAGGCCUGGACAAAGUCAUCACCAUGCUGACCCCGAGCAAGAAGAGAGGCCUGCGGGACGGCCCGCGCAGGAUAAAGGCACAGUACAACGUGACGUUGACCAGCCAGACUAACGCAGACCAGGUGCUGAACCAGAUCCUCAGCGUCUUACCAGAGAAGAAUGUGGACUUUGUUCAGAAAGGCUACACGCUGAAGUGUCGUACGCAGUCAGACUUUGGGAAGGUGACGAUGCAGUUUGAGCUGGAGGUGUGUAUGCUGCAGAAGCCCGAGGUGGUGGGCAUCCGACGACAGAGACUGAAAGGAGACGCCUGGGUGUAUAAACACCUCGUGGAAGACAUCCUGUCUACAAGCAGCAUCUGACCUCACCUGAUCUGACCGUCUACGUAGUCAGCUCCUGUGUUUGACUCAUUGUCCAGCGUCCAGCGAGCUCCAGGCUUGAAUGUCAUUUUUCACUGGCAUUCAGUUUUGGAUGCAGACUUUGGUCGUCCACUGAUUCACAUUGGAGUGUCUUCUUUCUCACAGUCUUUCUGUUUCAGAUGUUAUCUCUUCAUUAGUGUGUAUUGUUUUACAUCAGUUAGACGAGUAAUGGAAGUGUAUUAUCUGUUCUGUCCAUAGAUAUGAAUUGCACACUUUUUCUUUAUAUGGAUUCCAGUUCAUGUAAAUAUGAAAAGCAUCACAAUGCAACGCCUUUUAAACAUCAACAUACUUUUUAU